GCGUAUCUUCCCCAGCACUCUCAAGUCUCAACCACCAAAGGCCCAAACCAGUAGAAAGCGCGCGCCUCUCUCUCUCUCUCUCUCUCUCUCUCUCAUAGUUUCUCUCUCAUCAAUCGGAGCAAUGCGAACCAGAAACCAGUCCAAGCAACGGGGCCAAUCCACCGGUAAAGAGGUGAUGGCACCUGCAGACGAUUCAGGAUUUUUGGAAUCCCUUGAUGAUGGAAAUCUCGCGGCUAUAUCCCACAAGGCGGUAGGGGAACUUCUAAAUCGGGUGAAUUCACGUGGCUCGUCAGGGUCAAAGAAGCGAGAUAACUACCUCCAGCGGUGUGAUUUUGAAUGCAAACCAGUUAGCGAACCUGAGAAGGUUGAUGAACACAGUGUGGGAAAUAAGACAAAACGAAAUGCCUUGGAGGGUGAAAAUUCUAAAAGUGCUGCAGUACCUACAACUCCAUUGAAAGACACAGCUGAAGGGAAAGAUCUUCAUCAUUCUAAUCUUGAUGGUGAAGAAGAAUUGGAUGAGUCGUUUUGGGAAGAUGGAUCUUUACAUACUUUGAAUUCUGUAGAAGAUCACAAAAAUGAUUUAUUUAAUGGAAUGACAAUAGAGUUCGAUGGGACACCAGAUUCUGGUAAACGGAAGACAAUUCGCAGAGCUUCUGUUGAGGAUAAGGAAUUGGCUGUGCUUGUGCACAAGGUUCAUUUGCUUUGUUUACUUGGACGGGGAAGGUUAAUUGACAAUGCGUGUAACAAUCCACUCAUUCAGGCUUCCUUACUUUCCCUUCUACCAAAACACUUAAAUAGGAUAUCAGAGAACACGAAUUUGACGGUUAAUGCUCUGGUGCCGCUUGUCAGUUGGUUUCACAAUAACUUCCGUAUUAGAGGUUCGGGCAGUACAGAGAGAUCAUUUCAUUCAGCUUUGGCAUUUGCUCUAGAGACUCAAGAAGGGACUGCAGAGGAGGUUGCUGCAUUGUCUGUGGCACUAUUUAGAGCUCUGAAUCUUACAACCCGGUUUGUGUCCAUUCUUGAUGUGGCAUCCUUGAAGCCUGAUACUAACAAAUCUGAAUCUGUUAGCCAAGAGCCAAGGAAGACUGUGAGAGGGAUCUUUCAGUCUUCCACGCUGAUGGUGGCUAAACCAGAUCAGGUUGCUAUUUCUCCUGUUAAACAGUUGUCGUCAGAUGGCAAGGGCAACAUCUGUGAAACUUCCUUAAGGGAUGCAUGCGGGGCUAUGCAUGCCAAGUUGUCUAGCAAUUUCUCCUCGUCCAAAGGUUCUCAAAGUUCUGAUCUGCCCACAUUAUCUUGCAAGGCAGGAAAUCAUUUCUCUGAUGGGUCCCUUGCUGGGAAAUCUGAUGGAUCCAAGAGAAAAGGGGAUUUUGAAUUUGAGAUGCAGUUGGAAAUGGCUCUAUCUGCUUCAGCAGCUGAGACUUCUAGACACAGUAUUUGCUUGAAUGCAGACAAAAUUCAUAGUAAUUCGCCAAAUCUCUCUUCUCCUGCUAAAAGAUUGAAAACAAUUAAAAUGGUGGAAUCUCCAUCAUCUUCUCAGGGUAUCUCUACUGCAUUUGGAUCAAGAAAAGUUGGAGCUCCUCUUUACUGGGCAGAAAUCUACUGCAGUGGAGAGAACUUGACAGGAAAGUGGGUGCAUGUUGAUGCUGUCAAUGCUAUUAUUGAUGGCGAACAUAAAGUAGAACCUGCAGUUGCUGCAUGUAGAGCUUCUUUGAGAUAUGUAGUUGCCUUUGCAGGCCUUGGAGCUAAAGAUGUGACUCGCAGGUAUUGUAUGAAAUGGUACAAGAUAGCGUCAGAACGAGUAGAUCCAAUUUGGUGGGGCAAUGUUUUGGCACCAUUGACGGCGUUGGAGUCGGGAGCUACUGGAGGUGUGAUUCAUGUGGAAAGGGAUGGUUCUAAUGGACAUGCCAAAGUGGGACCAUUUAAAACUACUGAUCCUUCAUCCCGGAACUGUACUGUCCCCCAAAAUGCCAGCUCGACUGGGAAGGUAGCGACUGAAGUGCCAAAAGAGCCUUGUAACAAAAUUUGUUCAAAUUCUUCUGCAGCGAAUUCUUUUAUUAAUUCCAGGAGCUCUCUUGAGGACAUGGAGUUGGAAACUAGGGCAUUAACUGAGCCUCUUCCUACCAAUCAACAGGCUUAUAAAAACCAUCACCUUUACGCGCUAGAAAGAUGGCUUACAAAGUAUCAGAUCCUUCAUCCUAAAGGUCCCAUUUUGGGUUUCUGCUCAGGUCAUCCAGUCUUCCCAAGGACUAGUGUCCAAUUACUCCAUACGAAAGAAAGGUGGCUGCGUGAAGGGCUGCAAAUCAAAGCCAACGAGCUUCCUGUACAGGUUAUGAAACGUUCUCAGAAACCAAGCAAAGGUCAAGCUUCUGAUGCUGAUGAUGACGCUGAAGAGGCUUGUGAAGGAAAUACUGUGCUUUAUGGGAAGUGGCAAACAGAACCUUUGUGUCUGCCUCAUGCAGUGAAUGGGAUUGUUCCUAGGAAUGAACGGGGCCAAGUGGAUGUUUGGUCUGAGAAGUGCCUUCCACCGGGAACUGUACACUUGAGGUUGCCGCGACUAGUUCCAGUUGCUAAGCGGCUAGAAAUUGAUUUUGCACCUGCUAUGGUUGGAUUUGACUUCCGAAAUGGUCGCUCUAUACCUGUCUAUGAUGGCAUUGUUGUUUGUGCUGAGUUUCGGAAUGCAAUUCUAGAGGCCUAUGCAGAGGAAGAAGAAAGAAGAGAGGCUCUAGAGAAGAAAAGGAAUGAAGCGCAAGCUAUUUCCAGGUGGUAUCAGCUUCUCUCAUCUAUUGUUACCCGUCAAAGGCUGAACAACUGUUACGGGGAUCAUUCAACUUCACAAACCUCAAACAACAUUGAAAAUACAAAAGAAAAAGUUAGUGAAGGGGUUGGUGGUAGUGAGGAUAAUGGAAGAUCUCAUGAAUGUGAGGGACAGACAUUGCCCAGAAAAUCGGAAUUUGUGUCAAUGGUAACCACAGAAGAACAUGAGCAUGUGUUUUUGACAGAUGAUCACGAUGUUGAUGAACAGAGUUUUAUGAGGACAAAGCGAUGUCGUUGUGGAUUUUCGAUUCAAGUGGAGGAGUUUUAGCAGCUCCGACUUGAUACCAUUUGUCAUGGUGGCUUCUAUAGAUACACUUUUGCGGUACAAGAAAGAGGAAGAAGCAUCGAAAUAGACGCUUUUUUUUUUUGCCACCUGAUGUAAAUAUAUUUUUGGUCCACUAGAAAGCAGGUGAGACCUAUGUUGUUGCUUGAUUUUGCCAUAAACCAGCAAAUAGGUUUUCCCCUAUUUUUUUUAAUUUAAUUUUCGAGUAGAAGGAAUUGCAAUUGAUGUAUAUGUAUUGUAACUUUUUGUUGCUGCCCUAGCAUGGCAAAACAGCAAACUCUCAACAACCCAGAAAUGGCUCAAUUAAAUGUUCUUCUAUUUCUUUUUACUAA
Messenger RNA from Rhododendron vialii, 3429 nucleotides. RefSeq names its product DNA repair protein RAD4. Bases 122 to 3082 code for a protein of 986 amino acids. The transcript has 14 exons. NCBI's taxonomy places the organism in Eukaryota, Viridiplantae, Streptophyta, Magnoliopsida, Ericales, Ericaceae. The record is from RefSeq and is a predicted model, not a curated record. Gene Ontology annotation, biological process: mismatch repair; nucleotide-excision repair. Gene Ontology annotation, cellular component: cytoplasm; nucleus; XPC complex. Gene Ontology annotation, molecular function: single-stranded DNA binding; damaged DNA binding.